UUUUUUUUUUUUUUCUCUCGGAAUCAAACUGUAAUCAUCGCAACUCAAGGCUCCGGUAAAAACUUUGCACAAUGGACGUAGACAAAACCGCCUUUCCUGCAAGGCUCCUCGAGAUCCUGGAGGCUCUUUCGAAUGCCGAUUUUGUCUCUAUCGAUUUUGAGUUUUCCGGUAUUGCCACCAAGCCGACGAUUCGACAGAAGCAAAGCAUUCAAGAGCGUUAUGUGGAAACCAAACAAGCAGCAGAGAAAUAUCAAAUACUUCAGGUCGGACUCACCUGCGCCAUUCUUGACAGGAAGAAGGAGACUUAUAUCCUACAACCUUAUAACCUACCAAUCAGUCCAGUCUUCGAUGAAGAUCUAGAUUUGGAGAGACAGUUCUCCUUCCAAAGCGGUGCAGUAGAGUUCUUGCUCAGGAACGGGUUUAACUUCAACUUGACCUUCGAGAACGGAGUUCCCUACUUGUCACGAGAUGAAGAGCAUGAAGCUAAGGAAAAAUUCACGGCAAGAGAUGACAAGAAUCGAUUUGAAGAUAUUUUGAUUGCGGAAAGCGACACAUUGACUCUGAAGUUUUUGGAGAAAGUUAGAUGUGAGGUUCACGAGUGGUUGACUCGGAAGAAGGAGGACAGCCUGGAGAUUCGAUCGCGCACACUUCAUUGGAGGGAGAAUUGCGACGCAAUAGGUGACCUUACAAGCUUUGACAAGCGUUUAAUUCAUCAAUUGAUUCGUAAUGAAUUUCCCUCGCUGGUCACCAUUUCGCGGCGUCAGUCCGUCGUCAUCAAAGCCUUGGACGAAGGUCGCGAACACCAAAUCCGUAAAGAAAAAUACAGGCGACUGAAAAAAAAGAUCUACUCUCAAACCGGAUUUCGAUGGAUCAUCGAGGCGCUGACAGGUGGAUCACUUGCGAACAUCGACCUUAUGUGGUUUGCCCAGGAUCCGGAGACCGGGGCACCGCGGUAUUACGAUAGCACAGUGCUCGAGGCACGAUUCCAACGCGCAAGCGAAAAGCUCAAGAGAAAAAGACCUGUGCUUGUUGGGCACAACUGUUUCACGGACCUUAUCUACCUCUAUUCGAAUUUUCUCGGUAGGCUGCCCGACGACGUCUCUGAAUUUCAACAGCGAAUACAUGAGCUCUUCCCAUUCGUGGUGGACACCAAAUAUAUGUUCACUCACAACUGUGGAAAUAUGAAUCCAGCAUCUAGCCUAGACUCCAUCGAGGAAUCAUUACGAGUGCAGCAGAAACCUAGGAUCAAGACGCAUAAAGAGCAUAGAAGAUACGAGACGGAUAAGAUGCACCAUGAAGCAGGAUACGAUUCCUAUUUGACCGCAAAGGUGGCGAUCUUGCUGAGCACGAAACUGGAAGCGCAAGGAAUGUAUGUGCUUGAAGAAAACUAUGGGAACAACUCGCAACCAGUGACUCCUGAUGGUAAACAAAAGCUGGAUAGCCGUCCAACAGCUUCGCCACAAGCACAGGUGAUCAGUGGCAAGGUCGCAGAUGUCUCAAAAAACACAAAGCACAUUACACCGUCGCCACGUAAAAAGGUCUCGCCCCAGGUGAAAAGUCGAUUUGCAACAAAAACCCUUUUCGAAGCUCUUGCCUCCGUCCCAGCAUCGGACAACGAGACAGAGGAGGACGAGAGUGCUGCUGUUGGUCCUAGAUUCAUUUUCAACCCCAACGCGCCUCCGUUUCCCAUACCAGCCUCUGACAGAGCAGUUGAAGCGAGAAGCAGCAAAGACAUAAAUGAAACGGCUACGAAAGAAGAACUCAAGCUGGACGCAUUAAUGCCACCAUUUCAUAGCGAUUUCUGGGGUGUGUACUCAAACAAGCUGAGGGUGUUCGGAACGGUGGAAGGUCUGCUGGACUUGGACCCAACGAGGCAACAAUGCGUUUCUUGACCUUGACGGUCUUGUAUCAUCUUGAAUUAAGGCGAUGGCUCUCAGGUAUUCUUUACGUAGUUCGAGAGAUAGAUAAAUAGUGUA
Verruconis gallopava is the source of this 1976-nucleotide messenger RNA. RefSeq lists its product as uncharacterized. Lineage: Eukaryota; Fungi; Ascomycota; Dothideomycetes; Venturiales; Sympoventuriaceae. The coding region runs from base 72 to 1892 and encodes 606 amino acids. Gene Ontology annotation, biological process: nuclear-transcribed mRNA poly(A) tail shortening. Gene Ontology annotation, cellular component: cytoplasm. The record is from RefSeq and is a predicted model, not a curated record. The transcript is spliced from 2 exons. Gene Ontology annotation, molecular function: poly(A)-specific ribonuclease activity; RNA binding.